Anopheles nili is the source of this 486-nucleotide messenger RNA. RefSeq lists its product as uncharacterized. Bases 1 to 465 code for a protein of 154 amino acids. The record is from RefSeq and is a predicted model, not a curated record. The transcript is spliced from 2 exons. Lineage: Eukaryota; Metazoa; Arthropoda; Insecta; Diptera; Culicidae.
AUGGCACAAAUUGCAGCCUUCAAUAGAUGGAAAACAAUCUUGAUGAACACACAUCUGAGCAGAGCGCUACGAUCAUCAGCACAAUUCUCACAUACGGCUGGAAAUCAAAAACAAGAAGCGCCGACCGAAGAGGUCAAUAAUAAACCUAUCAAAUACUUUGGAAGCCCUGCAUCUCGAUGGACGGCCGAACGAAGUCGCAGCGGGCCCAAAGCACAAAAUACUCCUUGGUUUCAACCGUACGUCGUGAACUUCAGUGUGGCUAUAUUUCUAGUGUAUUUCUGCAUCCUUCGAGAGGAAAACGAUAUUGACGAAGGCUUGGGACGAUCGCUAUUCGAGCAUGUUCCUGGGUUGGAGGAAAAACAGCUGAUCCUAAGCUACCAUUAUAACAAGGAAAAUGGAUUACCAACGCUUGAUAUUGAGCACAGAAUGAAAGAGCUGGGCAUGAAUUUUGAAACUAGUAAUUAAAGUUGUGCAAAAGAGCAGCAU